AUGGAAGUUGUAAAACCUGCAAAAUCUUUUAGGGACCAAAAAAGAUUAGAUUUAUACCAUAUACAGCCCAACCUUUUGAUAGGUUCAUACCCAUCAGUCGAUUAUACAAGAAAGUCAUCCCUGCUUUCAGAAAACUACGAGGCUAUUCUAAGCUCCAAGUUUGCAAAAACAUUAAUUGUUGAUUUGGUUUCUGAGAGGAAGCCUUAUAUAGCUAGGAGUUCCAAUAUCCUUGUGAAACAUGUCAAUUGGGUAGAUUAUCACAGUGUUGCCUUCCAAGAACUAAAUCUUUUGGUGAAUGUCGUCUCCAAUUUUCUUGCUAAACCCAACCAAGGAGUUUUCGUUCAUUGUAAACAUGGCAAAGGGAGAACAGGAACACUUGUUUGUGCAAUCCUAAUAUUCAUGUUUCGGUUCACAAUCUCGGAAGCUAACUCUCUGUUUAUUCAACAUCGCAGUAUUUAUCACCAUGGCGUUCAGGUCCAUUCUCAAAAGAAAUUGUUACAGUAUUUUCACCAGUACCUAUCUUUCCUUAAGCCGAUGUAUAUAGAUUUAAUUCUCAAAACAAUAGCAUGGAAAGUAGAAGGUGUCGAAAUAGUAGGAGAUUUGAAGAAUAGUAAUAGUAGAAAACUCGAGAUUUCCUUGGCAAACAUAGAGAAAAAUAGUAAGUUUUCCGUGUACAAGUUUGACAGAAUUGGCAAAACAAGAGUAAAUGAACGAUUAGUAUGCGCCAAACUAGUUUCCGAAGAUAUCUGCUUUGAAAUAAGACACGCUACUAUAGUGAUGCUUUCCUUUUGCACCUUCAGCAUCAACUGUGCAAUUGAAUAUCUUAAUUCAACUAAGAGUGCCCAUGAAAGUCAGUGUGUAAUAAAAGUACCAUUUGAAGAAAUGGAUGGUGUCUUAGGGUUUGGCUUAAAGGGGAAAAAGUGUUUCAGUUUCAUCAAAAUCAUUAUUUCAAGGGUUUCUUUAUAA
This is a messenger RNA of Pichia kudriavzevii, 966 nucleotides long. RefSeq lists its product as uncharacterized. Bases 1 to 966 code for a protein of 321 amino acids. Gene Ontology annotation, biological process: dephosphorylation. Gene Ontology annotation, molecular function: protein tyrosine/serine/threonine phosphatase activity; phosphatidylinositol-3,4,5-trisphosphate 3-phosphatase activity. NCBI's taxonomy places the organism in Eukaryota, Fungi, Ascomycota, Pichiomycetes, Pichiales, Pichiaceae. The record is from RefSeq and is a predicted model, not a curated record. The transcript has a single exon. Gene Ontology annotation, cellular component: cytosol.